GUGACCGCAGCUCGUAGCGACGUCACCGCCGCAAUGGCUGCCCCCUUAGCGGCCGUGGGACGGACGGGAAUGGCCGGUGUUCGUGUCUGCGUCUCUCUCCUCCUGCGAGCUCCCGGCUCGGUGCAGACGCCUGCACGGUUCCUGUCAUCAGUGCCACAGAGCAAGGGCGGCGACAGUCAGCUCAUCGUCGUCAACGAGAAAGUGGACAUCUCGCCCGUUACAGGCAUUCCUGGCGAGCACGUGACCACGCGCAAGGUGCGCAUCUUCGUGCCGGCACGCAACGCCAUGCAGUCAGGCACCAACAACACGCGCAAGUGGAAGCUGGAAUUCGACACGCGAGAACGCUGGGAAAACCCACUCAUGGGCUGGAGCUCCUCGGGUGACCCCCUCUCCAACGUGCUCCUGUCCUUCUCCAGUAAAGAAGAAGCCAUCGACUUCGCUGACAAAAAUGGGUGGAGCUACGAAGUGGAAGAGAAGAGAACCCCGAAGCCCAGGAGCAAAUCCUACGGCGCAAACUUCUCCUGGAGCAAACGCACGCGCGUGUCCACCAAGUGACACCCCUCCCCGGCACGCACAGGCACACAAGCUCACAUGCUCACACCCACACAGGCACGUUCAUAUACAAGCUUUCCAGGUCUUGCCAAUCUCCAUAGGUUGACAUGCAACACCAGGUAUCUAUGAUUGGCAAGCACCAUGGCAGUAAUGGGUGUCAGGUGCACUGUUGAUGGAUAGACGUGUUAAGCCGAGCCAACUGUGUGUCAGUAGCUGCGUCAUUCGCCACCUUUGUCGCAACAGCGGUUGACAGCUGCCGGUUGGGUUCCAGAGAUAAACACGUGUGUGUACGUGAGUGUGCCAUCCGCUGUCAGUGCAGGUGUGUUGAUCGUGUCUUUAUUGUGUUACCUAUCAUUAUUAUAAUUGUAAUUCACUUGUCAAUAAAGUUGCAUCUGACCAGG
Molecule: messenger RNA, 953 nt
Organism: Lethenteron reissneri (Far Eastern brook lamprey)
Lineage: Eukaryota; Metazoa; Chordata; Hyperoartia; Petromyzontiformes; Petromyzontidae
Product: NADH dehydrogenase [ubiquinone] iron-sulfur protein 4, mitochondrial-like
Biological process (GO): electron transport chain
Cellular component (GO): respiratory chain complex I
Source: RefSeq, a predicted model, not a curated record